AUGGCGACGACAGAGCGCAAACCUCUUCCCAGCGACCUCAAGUACAUCCAGUACGAGCACUCACUAGAAGAGCGCUACCUGCCCGCCAUUCGCGCACUCAUCUCCAAAGAUCUCAGCGAACCCUAUAGCAUUUACGUCUACCGGUACUUCCUCUAUCAAUGGGGGCACCUCUGCUUCAUGGCACUCGACCCCUCAACAGACGCCCUCAUCGGCGUGAUAAUCUGCAAGCUCGAGAUGCACCAAUCACACUCGCCCGCCACACUACGAGGGUACAUCGCCAUGCUAGCCGUCGAGGCAGCAUACCGCGGGCAGGGCGUGGCCACAGCGUUGGUAAAAAUGGCCAUUGACGCCAUGGCACGCCGCAGGGCCGACGAGAUCGUGCUCGAGACGGAGGAGACGAAUAUCCCUGCUAUGCGGCUAUACGAGAGGCUUGGGUUCUUACGAUCGAAGAAGCUGCACCGGUAUUAUUUGAACGGGAAUAGUGCCUAUAGGUUGGUGCUGCCGCUCAAGUCGGGGGUGUAUAGUCGGGGCGUGGGGGGCUUCGGGCCGGACGGGAGCGAUCUCUAUGGUGCGAUUGGGGAGGUGGCGUGA
Molecule: messenger RNA, 591 nt
Organism: Thermochaetoides thermophila DSM 1495
Lineage: Eukaryota; Fungi; Ascomycota; Sordariomycetes; Sordariales; Chaetomiaceae
Product: N-terminal acetyltransferase C complex catalytic subunit mak3-like protein
Exons: 2
Coding region: 1-591 (196 amino acids)
Biological process (GO): N-terminal peptidyl-methionine acetylation
Cellular component (GO): NatC complex
Molecular function (GO): protein-N-terminal amino-acid acetyltransferase activity
Source: RefSeq, a predicted model, not a curated record